Messenger RNA from Dipodomys ordii (Ord's kangaroo rat), 1678 nucleotides. RefSeq names its product casein kinase 1, delta (gene Csnk1d). Gene Ontology annotation, molecular function: ATP binding; protein serine/threonine kinase activity. The record is from RefSeq and is a predicted model, not a curated record. Gene Ontology annotation, cellular component: nucleus; spindle microtubule; cytoplasm. NCBI's taxonomy places the organism in Eukaryota, Metazoa, Chordata, Mammalia, Rodentia, Heteromyidae. Gene Ontology annotation, biological process: non-motile cilium assembly; signal transduction; endocytosis. The transcript is spliced from 9 exons. Bases 91 to 1149 code for a protein of 352 amino acids.
GACAUUGCUGCAGGAGAAGAAGUGGCCAUCAAGCUUGAAUGUGUCAAAACCAAACACCCUCAGCUCCAUAUUGAGAGCAAGAUCUACAAAAUGAUGCAAGGAGGAGUGGGCAUCCCCACCAUCAGGUGGUGCGGGGCUGAGGGAGACUACAAUGUCAUGGUGAUGGAGCUGCUGGGGCCAAGCCUGGAAGACCUCUUCAACUUCUGCUCCAGGAAGUUCAGUCUCAAAACGGUUCUGCUGCUCGCCGACCAAAUGAUAAGUCGAAUUGAGUAUAUUCACUCCAAGAACUUCAUCCACCGAGAUGUGAAGCCAGACAAUUUCCUCAUGGGGCUGGGGAAGAAAGGCAACCUAGUCUACAUCAUUGACUUUGGGCUGGCCAAGAAGUACCGGGACGCCCGCACCCACCAGCAUAUCCCCUACCGAGAGAACAAGAACCUCACGGGGACGGCACGCUAUGCUUCGAUCAACACGCACCUCGGAAUCGAACAAUCUCGAAGAGACGACUUGGAGUCUCUGGGGUACGUGCUGAUGUACUUCAACCUGGGCUCUCUCCCCUGGCAGGGGCUGAAGGCUGCCACCAAGAGGCAGAAGUAUGAGAGGAUCAGUGAGAAGAAGAUGUCCACCCCUAUUGAAGUGCUGUGCAAAGGCUAUCCCUCUGAAUUUGCCACUUACCUGAAUUUUUGCCGCUCGCUGCGCUUCGAUGACAAGCCCGACUACUCCUACCUGAGACAGCUCUUCAGGAACCUGUUCCACCGCCAGGGCUUCUCUUACGACUACGUGUUCGACUGGAACAUGCUCAAAUUCGGUGCCAGCCGGGCUGCAGAUGAUGCUGAGAGGGAGCGCCGGGACCGAGAGGAGCGAUUGAGACACUCCCGGAACCCAGCCACCCGCGGCCUCCCUUCCACAGCUUCUGGCCGCCUACGGGGAACCCAGGAAGUGGCUCCCCCUACGCCCCUCACCCCUACCUCACACACGGCCAACACCUCUCCUCGGCCUGUCUCUGGCAUGGAACGAGAGCGAAAAGUGAGCAUGCGGCUGCACCGUGGGGCCCCCGUCAACGUCUCCUCCUCCGACCUCACGGGCCGGCAAGACACCUCUCGCAUGUCCACCUCACAGAAUAGCAUUCCUUUCGAACACCACGGCAAGUAGCUGCUCGUCUCCGUUGGAAGGCAGCACUGGAUUCCCGGUCGGGUGGCUUCCAGUGGUCUUCAGUCUGUCGUGCACCGAUGAGAACUCUCCUUUUUGCCGUGAAGGGCAGACAAUGCAUGGCUGAUCUACUCUGUUACCAAUGGCUUUACUAGUGACACGCCCCCCGGUCUAGACCCGAAACGUUAACGCCGGGAGCUCUCCAGGCCACUCACCCAGCGACGCCCAUGGGGAAUCAAAACACAAACUAAACGGACAGGCUCCACGAGAGCAGCCAUCGCCAGGGGCUGCCACCCUGCCCCCACGUGAGCUCGGUUUUCGCGGGUCUGGGAAGAAGAGCAGAGUGUGGGAGACCAUUGCAGAGAACCAGACUCCAGUCAAGAGCCUCUGGGCUCCCUCCGGUGGUGGCGACCUGCGCCCCCUGCCGAUCCCACCGCAGCUCCCGUCUUCUACUUGGUUAAGACAGUUUUGUAUCAUUUUGCUAAAAAUUACUGGCUUAAAUCUGUGUAAAGAAAUCUGUCUUUUUAUUGUU